UUGCAUCGAACUUUUACGAAACGGUGGCUCUUUCAUUCGUUAUUAACAAUCUAGAGCUACAAGUUUGACAGCAUCUUAAACCAUUGCGCUGAUCGCGCUUUAUUCAUAACCGCCUCGAUCUUUCGUCAAAGUACUUGUGGAUUUUAUGUGUGUAACAUAUGUGUGUGUGUGUGUGUGUUUGUGUGUGUGCGUAUGUUAAUUAAACAAUGUAAUAUAUAAUAAUACAAGUGUGAACAGAUCAAACUUCUUGGCAGUAUUUUUAAUCCCAGUGUAAAAACUCUGUUUCCCCUUUUCGACUAAACGGAAGUGAAUUCUUACGAAGUUAUGUUUUUCUGGCGAUAUAGGGUAAAAGCGUGUGUUUAUGUUAUACAAAUUUUCUUCCGAAAAGUGAUUGUUCGUUGAAUAGUGUGAAAAACGUUACGUCGUGCGGUAACAAAGUGUCGUUUCUUCCAAUCCGAAAAUCUACUGGCAGUUUGUAAACUUUUUGCAUUCCGUCUAUGUACGGGUAAUGAAAAAGCUCCUCGCGUGAUCAGGUUUUCGUCUAGCAAUCAACUUCACAGCCGCAAUCAAGUGACAACCGAACUGUGUGGUUUUAAAAGUCCAUGCAAUUGCUUUUUGAUAAGGGGAAAAUUGGCGCACUCAACCAAACCUGCACGUAGAAGCAAAAAAGCAGAAAAUACAACAGCUUUACUUUUAUAGUUCAAUUCAUCGUUCCAUUCCAGCCUAAAAGUGGAGUACUCUCUUGAUUACAAGGAAUCCAGAUAUAGACUUCAUCUGGAUUCAUCUCAUGCUCAAACAAUGACCUCAACUGAUCGUCCAGCCGGAGGUGCUCUAGCAUUGCACUACGCUGCAGCUCGUGGUUGUCUGGAUUGCGUUCGCUUACUAACUGAAGCUGCACCUGACAUUAGUGCUAAUACACAAAUGGACAAUGAUGUUACGCCAGUUUACUUGGCUGCGCAGGAAGGUCACCUGGAGGUUUUAAAGUUUCUUGUCCUUGAGGCAGGUGGAUCACUUUAUGUACGAGCUCGUGAUGGUAUGGCUGCCAUUCACGCUGCCUCGCAAAUGGGUUGUCUCGAUUGCCUUAAGUGGAUGAUUGAAGAUCAGGCGGUGGACCCAAAUCUACGUGAUGGUGAUGGUGCAACACCUUUACAUUUUGCAGCAUCGCGAGGACACUUGAGCGUGGUGCGAUGGUUAUUAAAUCAUGGUGCCAAAUUGUCACUGGAUAAAUAUGGAAAAAGCCCUAUCAAUGAUGCGGCUGAGAAUCAACAGGUCGAAUGUUUGAACGCAUUGAUACAGUAUGGAAAUAAAAAAGAAGGUAACAGAGUAGAGUCUCAGGAUAAUCAAUUGAUGCCUAGUCAGCACCGCUAUGCAUUAGAAGAUGCCUAUCAGUCUCAAGCAAUGCCAGAAUCAUCAGCAAAACAGACACGAACGCGUAAAGCCUUGGUUGGGACUCAUGCACACGCUGGAAAGGCACUCACUGCUGGUCAUGAUUAUAAUCACCAUAAUAACACGAUGAAAUCGUCAAAAUCUUCGACGGGCAGCUCAGAUUCCGAGCCAUUUUAUUUACAUCCUCCAACUAUAAGUAAAACAAAGGAUGGUCUGUAUUCUCGCCUCACACCAGAUAGCUAUUAUGACCCAGUGUUAUCAAAUGAUGGAGUCUAUGUGAAUCCUAUGCGUCAUGGGUCCACAACGCCACCCAGCCCGAGUGGCAGUGUUUCUGGAGAAUCCUUUUUUUUGCACGACCCCCAAGAUGUUAUUUACAACCGUGUCAAAGAUUUAUUUGAUGCAGAUAUUACUAUAAAGGAGGAUAAUGUCAACAACAAUCGAUCAAUAGUGCUAGCGGAAGUACACUCUAGUAGCAGCGGAGCCGCCAGUGGUUCAGAUGAGGAUCUCUCCGUGUCUUCUUCGCAUUCCGAUGGCGAUGGUAUAGUUGGCAGUAGUGGAAUUUGUAAUGGUAGUAGUAUCGGUGGCAUUGCUAAAGAUAUAGGAGACGCAGGUGGAAAAUGUGACUCAGUAGUUGGUGUCAUCAACAACAAUCAAAAGUUAUCAAACGAUAACACAGCAAGCCAUGAGCAUGACUAUGAAGAUAUCUAUCUUAUGAGAGAUGAAACGCAGUUGGCGGGUAGUACCUCUACUAGAAAUGCAAUUGGGAGGAGCCGUUCUAGAGACAGUGGUUCCCAUAGUCGAUCGGCGAGUGCUAGCUCAAAUAGAAGUGAUAUUGCUCUACAGCUGACUGGCAACACUAAUGAUCAGUCGCUGAUGAACAAUAAUAAGGAACAUAUGCUGCUGGCGAAACGCAACAAUUUAUUGCAUGAACAUCGACGAAACCAACAUGAGGCGAAGCUUCUUUCAAAAUCAAUGUACACCAUGGGCAAGAGCAACAUUGACCCGAGUCAAACAUUUUCUGGAGCUGCUUCGCAGCGUAAGCAUGCCGAAGACUACCCCAUAAGUACAAUCCGUUCUUCUUGCACCAUAGAUAAUGCCUACGAAAGUGUAUGUUCACCUGAGGAUGUAUACGAGAGAACAGCAGAUAUGGAAAUUGGUGUGAAACAGCUGAAACGCUCCCAAUCUCACCAGUUUCUUAAUUUAUUAGCCAACUCUAAUAUUUCACGGGAAACAAAUGGAACAACCGUUAUUAUAAAUAGUGUCACUAACGGAACAGAUACACAUUCAACAACUAUGUCCACAUCGCCAUCGUCAGCCAAACAAAUCGAAGAAACACAAAUUGAAGGAAAAGAAAAUACAGGACCUCCACCCCCUCCACUACCUCCACCAUUAAAAGCAAGCAGCUAUGGUAAUAGCGGACAUAAACCAAUUCAUGUUGCAGCUGCUGCAUCAGGCGCAACAGCACCAAUUGCAUCUUCUCGACACUCAACAGACCAGCAGAUCGGUGCAACAUAUGGCGAACAACAAAAGUACCUGAAUGGUAUACACAAAUUCGUUCUUUUCCGUGAAGGAGACAGUCACGAAGAAUGCGCAGAAUUGAACAGAUCACAACAUCAUGAUUCAGAUUCCGGACUAGAAGUAUUAGAAGAAUCUACUCUCAAACCAUCAGAUCUGAUUCGUGGGAACCACAAUCGUAGCAUGUCAACUAUUACAGCGAAUAAGAAAGCCAAACUAAUUCAAGCCAACGGCUGUGGUGAAGGUAAUGGUGGCGAAUACAACCUACAUAGUCAAUGUGCACCUGAAAAUAGCUCACCAUACGGCUCCAAGGCAUCCCGCGCCGCACCAGUAGCGUCAGUCGACGUCCAGCUCUGCCAUCAGCAACAUCACCAUCAACCGCGGCUUGUUAACGUCCAGCCAGUAACACCAAACAACCUUCAGCAUCAGGGACCUAACUUGGUGAAUAAGCAGUUGGUCCUACCAUUUGUGCCACCCAGUUUUCCAAAUGGUACAAGUGACGGCUCGAACCAUCUGAUCAAACCAUCAGAAUAUUUAAAAAGCAUCAGUGACAAAAAAUCAAAUGCAGGCUCGCAAAGAUCAUCUGAUACUGAGGAGUAUAUGCCAUUGAACACUGCCCUCAUUGUGCAGGCGGGAUCGGAGCCGCCGAAACCGCCCCCGCCACCACCAGCGCCCCCUCUUCUCAACCACAAUAACGCUACAAUCGCUGGCACGGCAACCCUAAACUCCACUCUGCCGCAUAACAAUACAGCAGGCGGGACCCGAUUAGGCGAACCAGCAUCCAGCGAGAAGGCACAACGCAGCGGAGUGCAUCCACCGCCUCCUCCACCACCCCAAGACACAAAUAUUCGCAAACUACACCAGCCGCUCUCGGCCAUCUCUAUUCAAGACUUAAACAGCGUUCAGCUACGACGGACUGACAAGAUGCUCGCCAAAACUUACUCAGCUCCAACACGCAGUAUAAGCAUGCAGUGUUUAUCAAGCACCACCGAACAAUUCCUUUCUCAGAAGACCGACCUAAUAGCUGAGUUAAAGUUAUCGAAGGACAUUGCUGGAGUGAAGAAGAUGAAAGUGGAGCGAGCUAAACUCGAAGAUCGCCAAGCGACUGAAGUUUACUCAGAAGUAACACGUCAGUUCACCGCUCAGAACUAUGUUGAUCAGCCUUAUCAUACAGCUGAUAAGAUUUUUCAGGUACCUGAGCGCGAUAAUGCUGGAAAUGUAAUUCCCGAUUGGAAGCGUCAGAUGUUAGCAAAAAAAGCGGCAGAAAAGGCUAAAAGAGAGUUUGAAGAACGGUUGGCGCGAGAGGCUGAGGAUCGUCGAUUGUCAGCGAUUCCGAAAUGGAAAAGAGACCUCAUUGCACGCAAGGAAGAAGCAGAAAAUAAAUUGAAGUCAUCAAUAUACACGCCAAAAGUAGAGGAGUUGCAGCGCCGAUCAGAUUCAUGGCGCACCCGGAUCACUCAAAGGGCCAUGUCAAUCGAUAAUAUUAGUUCAUACGGCUCAGAAUCAGAAAUGGGUCUGCUGCGCUAUAAUAAGGAGAACCAAUAUCAAUUCCAAGCUUCCAAUUCUUCAGGAUCUGGAUACUUUGGACAAGGAAGCGUUAGCACUGGUAAAAUAAUGCACGGUGUUUCGGGAGGCACUGUAAGUCACCAAAUACCCGGCAACGGCAGGCGUUGUUCUAUAGAAAAUAUUAGCAAUGCAAAGCUCGAAGGCGGAACUGCUCAUGGAUAUCACCUACCUGAUGUAACAUCACCCACACAGUGUGAUUCUGUGUGUGGUAAUGAGGACAACAAUGACAGUGAGCAGAUUAUCCCGUGGCGAGCUCAUCUCCGGAAAACUAAUAGUCGACUCUCUCUCAUUGGCUAAGCGCUGUUUUAUGAAUAAACCUGUAAUAAACGAAACUGGAGACUAAAAAGAAGGUAGAGAACAGAAACGAAAUUUUACCAGGCGUCCAUUUUGCCUAUAGUCAUCGUAUAGGGUUUCCCAAGGUUUUUAGUUGCUUCCCGAAUUUGUUUGGUUGUUUCCCAUAUAUUUUUUGUCUGUGUUCUCUUAACGAUGUGUUCUCUGCUACGAUUUUUGUACAUUCCUCUUAAUUGUUUGGUUCAAUUGUAUUGAUGUUCAAUGGGUGUUGAUGUUCAAUUGACGAUACAAAUGAAUCGUGGGAAUGAACCAAACAUCUAUGGGAAAUGGUUAAUAUAUCGUGAGACAAUCCCAAACAAUUACGGGCGCCAAUCAAUAAAUUGUGGGAAACCCUGUUCAAAUUUGUUGCACGAUUCUCUACAACUUAUGCAUGUAAGAAGGUUUUCAUAGAAAGCAUUGUACGUGGCGGGUUUAACAGUAAGCGGACUAAGAGAAUGCCAAGGGUUAUCCCGCCUUUUUGUGCCCCGAAGAUAUUAAGUCCAGCAUAUGUUUUCCAUAUAGUCUAUGAAGGUUCUAUAGUUGAAUUCCAGUUGAAAAAGUAGUAGUUGUGACUCACCUUUACUACGAAUAAUUGAUAAACAACAACAAUAAUAAUAAUAAUAAUAAUAAUAAUAAUAAUAAUAAUAAUAAUAAUAAUAAUAAUAAUAAUAAUAAUAAUAAUAAUAAAAUGAAAAAAAAAACUAUUGCACUUACAAACUACUAUUCAUACAGUUGCAAAUCAGUCCUAAGCUAAUGCAUUUACUUAUUCACUACAGUAAUAAGUCGCACUUAUCAACGCACUUCCCUCCCUUCCUCUUUUUUAAUAUUCUAUUAACCGUUUGGACCUAGACACCCUAAACUCGCCACUGUACUGUUUAUAUGUAAUAGUUGUAAGAUAGAACAAAUAGUUUAAUAGAAAUGGAAAAAGACUUCGAUGAACUGAUGUAGAAAUUAAGAAAAGAAAAAAACAGAGGAAUAUCAAAAAAGAAAACUAAUAACCUAAGAUUUCGUUUGCAAUAUUAUCAUCAACGAUGUACUUGUUACUAUAAUUGUCAUCAUAAUUAUUGUUACUUUAUUAUAAUUAACUACGGUUGGUUUGGUUAAUCUUCUUAAUAUACAUGUUACAAUCAUUAUCUAUUCAUCACAUUAUUAUUGAUACGUUAUUUUUAAUACCCAUCACAAUAUUUUUUUCACAUUUAUAUCAUAUGAAAUCCCUAAACUUACCAUUUCUAAAUUGCUUUCUUGCAUUCUCCGUUUGGUUCCUUUUUGUUGAUAGGUAUUGAAAACAAAAUAAACAAUACAAAAUUAUUAAAACUGUAUUAACUUGACUUAGAUAGUCUCUUUAACCUUCAAAAAAAGGAUAAAAAGAUGUAGCAUGGUUUUAUUUCAGCUUUAGACCUUUAUGUUUACAAAAUAUCAUAUAUAUGAUCUGUGAAAAAUAUAUCUGGUUUACCUGAUAUCAUAUGAAAACAAAUAGUAGCAUCAUUUAGCCAAGAGCAACACACAUCUGACAAAUUUGGAAAAACUUGAGAUUUUCAACUGUUUUCUUAUCUUAGGAAAAGUGAUAAUAUAAAUAAAAAAUAAAGUUUAUUCAUGACGGAGUAAAAUUAAAAAAAAAAACAGAUCAACAAACUGCUGUUUUAUUUUCAUAUAAUUUUUGUUACAGUUGACGGUCAUUUGAACUAAAAUAUGUCCCUCAAUUUGUUUUACCUGUAAGUUCAUGUAAAUGUUACUUUAUGCUUAGUCGAAAUAUGUUGUAGUCGUUGAAAACUAUAGAUAAAAAUACAUAAACUUUAUUACUAAAACGUAUCAUUAACGGUAACACGUAUACAUAAAAUAAAACGCAGAUACGGAGGACGGAGACCCGCUCGACGUCCUAUCUUGGCGAGCGCUGAUGAGAGAAGGAAAUAAGAGCCCGCAGGAUACACUGACACCAACAGGUGACAGUCCGUAACCUGUGAGUGGUGUUAAGCCUAGCACGCACUAGACACAGUUCCCACAUUUCGCCAUGUGUCACCACAAUAAAAUACAAUCAAAAUUAUUGUUCAAUACCGCUCACCUGGGUGAACCUAACAGAUCUCCAACAAAUAAAUUCAACUGACUCUUCCUGAGAGCCGCUAUAUGUUUUAGUGACAAUUAUACCGUUUUGCUAAUGUAAAUAGAUCGGGGUAAGGAACGUGCCACUGCUAUCAACCCGUCAACCCACAAGGGGCAUGUUUUCUGCAACAAAACUAGUAUGAGUCGCUUCAU
This is a messenger RNA of Anopheles coluzzii, 7047 nucleotides long. RefSeq lists its product as uncharacterized. The transcript has 13 exons. Gene Ontology annotation, cellular component: cytoplasm. The record is from RefSeq and is a predicted model, not a curated record. Lineage: Eukaryota; Metazoa; Arthropoda; Insecta; Diptera; Culicidae. The coding region runs from base 799 to 4764 and encodes 1321 amino acids. Gene Ontology annotation, molecular function: actin filament binding. Gene Ontology annotation, biological process: actin filament bundle assembly.